AUGGCCAAUAGUGUUGUGGGGCUAUUAAGCCUCGUCUUCUUCUUGUGCCUAGGACUGUCUUACGGUGCUGAACUGAGUGAGGGCAUUUAUGGCAAUGACGUCCCACAAGAGGACGUGGAUCUUUUGGAGUUCCCUCUAAACCUAGAGUACUUUGAGGCAGAGUUCUUCUCAUGGGGGGCUUUGGGACAUGGGUUGGACCAACUUGCCCCUAAUUUGACAAAGGGAGGUCCCUCCCCCACCGGCGCUAGGGUCGCCAAACUCGACCCUUUGAUUCAAGACAUCAUUGCCCAAUUUGCCUACCAAGAAAUCGGGCACUUACGGGCAAUUCAAAGUACAGUAAAGGGAUUUCCAAGACCAUUAUUAGAUUUGAGUGUGAACUCAUUUGCAACCGUGAUAAAUAGUGCCUUUGGACGAAAAUUGGAACCACCCUUUGACCCUUAUGCCAACUCCAUUAACUAUCUCAUUGCAUCUUAUGCAAUUCCUUAUGUUGGACUCACGGGCUAUGUCGGAGCAAAUCCUAGACUCAAAGGUGCUACUUCCAAGAGGCUUGUUGCUGGCCUUUUGGGCGUCGAGUCGGGUCAAGAUGCCGUCAUUCGGACACUCCUUUACCAGCAUGCACUAGAGAAGGUCAAUCCUUAUGAAAUCUCAGUGGCAGAAUUCACGGAUCGAAUUUCUAAGCUAAGGGACAAACUAGGGCACGAGGGCUUGAAAGAUGAAGGGCUCAUAGUCUCUAAAGCAGAAGGAGCGGAAGGACAAAUUUCAGGCAAUGUCUUAGCAGGAGACGAGUACUCAGUGGCAUAUGCGAGGACUCCAGAAGAGAUAUUGAGAAUUGUCUAUGGCAGCGGGGAUGAACAUGUCCCUGGGGGGUUCUACCCUAAGGGAGGAAACGGCAACAUUGCCAAAUCUAGCUUGCGUAAAUCUUAAGGGAGAAACCACAUUAUAUUGCGAAGUUCUGGAGCCUCAAGAUAUAUUUUUAUAGUGUUGGGAUUGGACCCUAUGCAAUAAUAUUAUAAAAAUAAAAUAAUUGAAAAUUAGUUUUA
Messenger RNA from Malania oleifera, 1040 nucleotides. RefSeq names its product desiccation-related protein PCC13-62-like. NCBI's taxonomy places the organism in Eukaryota, Viridiplantae, Streptophyta, Magnoliopsida, Santalales, Ximeniaceae. Bases 1 to 924 code for a protein of 307 amino acids. The transcript is spliced from 3 exons. The record is from RefSeq and is a predicted model, not a curated record.